Molecule: messenger RNA, 786 nt
Organism: Humulus lupulus (European hop)
Lineage: Eukaryota; Viridiplantae; Streptophyta; Magnoliopsida; Rosales; Cannabaceae
Exons: 1
Coding region: 1-786 (261 amino acids)
Source: RefSeq, a predicted model, not a curated record
AUGAUAUUAGUGUAUGUGGAUGACAUUUUAAUCACUAGAAGUUGUUCUACCACCAUCUCCUCUCUAGUUUCUUCACUUAAUCAAACAUUUGCCUUAAAGGAUCUUGGUGAAGUUAACUUCUUUCUUGGCAUAGAGGUCUCGCAUAUAGAAGAUUGUCUUCAUCUUUCUCAGUCCAAAUACCUUAAAGAUGUCUUAGCCCGUGCAAAGAUGCAAUUUGCUGAGCCUCGUCCUUCUCCAAUGAAAAAUGGUCUAAGACUCUCAGCUUUUGGUAGUGAUCCAAUUGAAAGUCCUCAGUUUUAUAGAUCCAUUGUGGGUGCCUUACAAUAUUUGACAAUAACAAGACCUGAAAUUGCUUUUAGUGUCAAUAAGGUGUGCCAAUUUAUGCAUUCUCCAUUGCAAUCUCAUUGGUGUGUUGUGAAGAGAAUACUGAGAUAUCUCUCAGGUACUACAGAUCACGGUUUGUACAUUAAAAAGUCAAAUAGCCUUGACUUAGUGGAAUUUUGCAAUGCGGAUUGGGCUGUUGAUCCUGAUGAUAGAAGGUCAACAAGUGGGUAUUGUGUAUUCUUUGGACCUAAUCUCAUUGCUUGGCAGUCAAAGAAACAACAGAUCAUUUCAAGAUCCUCAACUGAAGCUGAAUUUCAAAGCUUAGCCAACAUUAUAGCAGAACUUAUGUGGAUAAAGUCUUUGCUGCGUGAACUCAGAGUACCUCUUCCUUACUCACCAAUAAUUUGGUGUGACAAUCUCAGUAUAGUAAUGCUUGCUACCAAUCUCAUUCUUCAUGCCUGA